CGUUUUCGUGCAUUCUCACAACACCGGAAGACACACGGUUCGAAAGGCUUAGCGAUACUCCGAACGGCUAACGUUUCAGGCAAUAUGGGCACUAUAAGUCGUGAACCAGUGCUAAAGCGAAUUUUCAUGGUUAUAUGCUUUGCAUUCCAAUACGUCUACAUUCUUCUGUUCCGUGAACUGCCGCUCCUUUUCUAUUCUGCACGAAAAUCUGUCACGAAUCAGAUUGUUGUUAUCACAGGAGGUGGUCGUGGUCUCGGAAAAGGCUUGGCAAAGCAGUUUGCCAUCAAAGAGCAUGCUAUUGUUUGUAUUCUGGACAUAAAUGAGAAUGAUGGACUGGAAUCGGUUUCUGAGAUAGUCGAUGAGGGUGGACAAGCAUAUUUCUUCAAAUGUGAUGUUUCGGACUCGGAAAGUGUUCGUGCAUGUGCUAAGAGCAUAUACUCGUCACCUGAAUUAGGUCAUGUGGACAUUCUGAUUUGCAAUGCAGCAGUCCUUCGAAUGGGAACUGUGCUCGAUCUGAGUGAUGCAGAUUUCAAGACAACCACAAACGUUAAUAUACUCGGCUAUAUUUAUGCAGUCAAGUCAUUUGUUGGGGAUAUGAUGAAUCGAAAUAGAGGACAAAUUGUCGCGAUCGGUUCAGUUUGUAGUCAUUACGGAGAGUAUUUGGGAUCUGCUUACUGUAUGUCGAAAUUCGCCGUUAGAGGAUUUAUGGAAUCUCUUCAUAUGGAGCUGAUUGAGAAAAACAAUAAUAUCACCACCACACAAAUUUAUCCGUAUUUUAUGGAUACACCGUUCAUUGCCGAAAAGCAAAUCACACCUUUCAGCACUUUCUACGAACUUCUACCACUUGAUCUAUGCGUGAAGAAGAUAACGGAUGCAAUUUUGAGAGAAGAGCUCUACUGCUAUAUUCCAUGGCACAUGCAGUUCUUGUGUGUUUUCUGUAAAUGCUUGGCCUCAAAGCACAUCAUACCAGCGGCACGACGCUUGUUCAAUUUCCGCUAUGCGCCGGGAGAGAAACAACUCAUGGAUGCAAAAUUAAAUUACGCCUGA
Messenger RNA from Anisakis simplex (herring worm), 1047 nucleotides. NCBI's taxonomy places the organism in Eukaryota, Metazoa, Nematoda, Chromadorea, Rhabditida, Anisakidae. The record is from the annotation of a GenBank genome assembly.